AUGGAUCUUCCACAAUUAAGCAGCACAACUAGUACAAAUGGACUUGCCUUAGAACCUUCAAAUGAGUCUAACUUUGCUCGAAUACCUCAGUUGCUGCAAGUAUCCCAAAUUUCUGCACAUCCCACACAACCACCACCACCACCUCCUCCAGCAAGAACAACAAAAUCGGUGCAACCUUCAUCUCAUCAUCAUCAUCCAAUGAUGCUUCUGAAACCACAACCACCUCCACCUCGACCUCAGCUUAUGAUAACAGAGUUAGAUUGGAAGCACCAGGUGGAAGGCAAGUUGAAUAACUUCGAUAAUAAGCUCAAUGAUUUGAUUGAUAUCUUAAAGUCUAACCAAUCUGUUUUAUAUGAUAAUCAACAGCGAUUUGCUCAGAUACAACAACAGCAGCAGCUCCAGCAACAACAACAACAAUAUCCACAGCAUUCACAGCAUUCACAGCAUCCUUACCUUCAGCAUCCUCAUCAUCAUUAUCCGUAUGGGUCUUCCUUUUCAUAUCCUGGUUCGAGAUCGUAUUCCCCCAGUGAUCCGCAAACAACUUCCUUUGGUCCUCUACCACCAUCACAACAACAACAACAACAAUAUAUGACAUACCCAACUCAACCACUUCAGUAUAUUUCAAAUGGACCUUGUCCCCCUACGAAUGGAGCUAACGAUAAAACAGAUCACAUUCCAGUUAAAAGGAAGAUAGAAGACGGAGAAGAAGUAGAGAAGCCAAAUGAUAAAAGAAUCAAAUCAUCAAAAGAACCUGAUGAGCACUUUCCAGAUGACUUCAGAGAGGGGUAUCUUUCCAAGAAACAAGCAGAAGAGCUCUUUACUUUCUUUGAUGCCAACAUUGCACAACAGUUAUUUGGCUUUGAGAUAUCAAGGUUUUCAGUGGAAGAUAUAUGGUAUUCAUCUCCCAUUCUUAUAUGUGCAAUCUGUACUAUCGCAUCAAUGCAUCAUCCUAAUGUAGAGCUUUCUUCCAAAUCAAAGCAGUUGACGGUUUAUUUGCAUUCGUUAUGUGGAGGAGUAUUAUAUAAGGGGAAGUUCAAGAACGAUGUUGAAGGUUUCAAUACUAUUGUUGCAUUGGUAUUAUGUAGUUUUUGGCUAUCUGAUUCUCAAAUGUUCACUGGAUUAGCAUUACAAUUAGCAAAGGAAAUCGGAUUGGAUAGUCCUAAAAGGAAAAGUACCACUGGGUUAAGUAAUAAAGACAGACUUAAGCUAUGGUAUUUGUUAUAUGUUCUUGAUGGUCAACAAAGUUUAACUUUCAACAGACUGCCAUUGAUUAAUGCUGAUGACUAUUCACUUAGUCAUAGCAGAGAAAUGCUACUUUCUGAUAGUAAUAAUAUCAGCAAUACUAUUACCAAUAAUAAUAAUAGUGUUAAUAACGCCAUUGAGGAGGUACCAGCAAAGGAGGUUGACGAAAUUCAACCUAAAACUAUAUCCAAUGAAAUGAUCCUUGCUAGGGAGAAACAAGAGAGAUUCACCGAUAUGAGAUUAGUUUCACAAGUUGAGUAUAACCAAGCAUUGAAUGAAGCAUUCCGUGGAGAUGCUUGGGAGCUUCUAGCACCAUCUUCAUUUGGUAUACCGUCCAAAAGUAAUCUUGAACUUGAUAAAUGGAUGGUUAGUUGGACAGUCUUGUUAUCACCAGGUAAUUAUGGGGCAGUUUGGUCUUCUAAAUCAACAUUGAUAUAUUAUAACUUUGCUAAGAUGCAUAUUAAUUCCAGUGGUGUUAGACAAUUACGUAUACGAGAUGACGAUAAAAGUCCAUUCCCCAAAUGGGAUCAAUAUGUUAGUGAAGAACCAAACAAGCAGCAGAAACAUGAACCUCACAAUGAUGAAGUCCAUAAUAAUGAUGAUGAUGAUAAUGAUGAAAAUGAUGAAGAUGAUGAAGAAGAAGAAUUCGUUUCCAAUAGGGAACUUAUUUGCGAAGAUGAAACCAUUAUCAAUGCCAAUAUAGCUGUAAAUGCAGCCCAAACAGUUUUAAAUCUAGUAUUAAAUGAUACUGAUAUCAUCAGCAAUUUGAAAUAUGUUCCUGUUCAUAUUCAUAUUAUGUUAUACUAUGCUGCAUUAUUAUUGAUUAAUCCUCCAUUGAUUUCCAAUGAUAAAAGGUCAAAGUUUGAUCAUCUAGAGUAUUAUAAGAGAUUAAUUGAUAAUUUGAAAACCAUAAAGGCUGUACAAUAUAAGAUCAAUUUGAAUCUUCCAACAGAUAAAAAGUUUGGUACAAGAUUAAUGAAGAGUUUAGAGGAAAUUGUUUCUGAUAAAGCCAUUCAUCUUUCUGGUGAGAUCAAGAAAAGUCACAUACAAGUUGAGGAUGCCACUCCACUACUUUCUCAAUUAGAGAUCUUGCAAUCUUCUUCAACUAAUAUAGAGAUGUUUGAAGCAUCAAGCAGUAGAGGUUCAUCACCGGGUCCUGAGAAGAUCUCUGCCUGGCCAGGUUCGAACCAUGGACAUCCAUAA
Molecule: messenger RNA, 2445 nt
Organism: Lizanozyma spartinae
Lineage: Eukaryota; Fungi; Ascomycota; Pichiomycetes; Serinales; Debaryomycetaceae
Gene: ZCF30
Product: Zcf30p
Exons: 2
Coding region: 1-2445 (814 amino acids)
Biological process (GO): DNA-templated transcription
Molecular function (GO): DNA binding; zinc ion binding
Source: RefSeq, a predicted model, not a curated record